Messenger RNA from Gekko japonicus, 897 nucleotides. RefSeq names its product solute carrier family 25 member 45 (gene SLC25A45). The record is from RefSeq and is a predicted model, not a curated record. Gene Ontology annotation, biological process: transmembrane transport. Gene Ontology annotation, molecular function: transmembrane transporter activity. NCBI's taxonomy places the organism in Eukaryota, Metazoa, Chordata, Lepidosauria, Squamata, Gekkonidae. The transcript has 6 exons. Bases 22 to 897 code for a protein of 291 amino acids. Gene Ontology annotation, cellular component: mitochondrion.
ACGGCCUGCUUCUCGGGUGCCAUGUCCAGUGUGGAAUUUGCUGCAGGAUGGCUUUCUGGGGCAGCUGGGCUGGUUCUCGGGCACCCAGUGGACACUGUGAAGGUGCGGCUGCAGACGCAGGCUGGUUACCGAGGCAUCUUGGACUGUGUGGUCAGGACGUACCGCGAUGAAACGGUCCUUGGCUUCUUCAAAGGCAUGAGUUUCCCGCUGCUCAGUGUGGCCAUGGUCAACUCCAUCAUGUUUGGGGCCUACAGCAAUGCCCUGCUCUACCUCAGCAACACCCACCACCGGGACCGUCGCUCCAACCCACCCAGCUACACCCACAUCUUUGUAGCGGGCUGCUUCUCGGGACUGGUGCAAGCUGUGGUCCUGGCCCCCGUGGAUCUUGUCAAAGUCCGGCUGCAGAACCAGACCCACCCUUACAGCCGUGGCACCCUGCCGGCAGAGGCCCAGCCGCUGUACAGGGGCCCGGUGCACUGUGCUGCCAACAUCCUGCAGAAAGAGGGCGUCCUGGGCCUGUUCCGAGGCUCCUUGGCAUUGAUGCUGCGUGACACGCCCACCAUGGCGAUGUACUUCAUGACUUAUGUGGGUCUCUGCAGAGGGAUGACUGUGGAAGGGCAGGAGCCAGGCCCAGUAACAGUUCUCGUGGCCGGCGGCUUUGCUGGAAGUGUUUCGUGGGCCUUGGCCACCCCCAUGGACGUGGUGAAGGCCCGCUUGCAAAUGGAUGGGAUGAAGGGGAAGGAGUAUCGUGGGAUCCUCCACUGCAUUCUCACCAGUGUCCGGCAGGAGGGUCCGCAGGUGUUCCUGAAGAGCCUUGCCCUGAACAGUUUCCGUGCUUUCCCUGUGAAUGCGGUCACCUUCUUGAGUUACGAGUGCAUCCUCAAAAUUGCCUGUUGA